Molecule: messenger RNA, 588 nt
Organism: Topomyia yanbarensis
Lineage: Eukaryota; Metazoa; Arthropoda; Insecta; Diptera; Culicidae
Exons: 2
Coding region: 112-432 (106 amino acids)
Source: RefSeq, a predicted model, not a curated record
UCGAUAGUGAAAUCCAAUAAACAGACGGAGUAGUAGUGUUAUUUAGGACAACAGUACGUUCGGUUUGUGGAACCGUAGCUAGCCAAAUAGUUUGUUCGAAUAGCUUCCGAAAUGACCUUCAAAGACGUUCUACGCGGUGUUGGAGAUGUCAUCGUGAACAACAAGCUGCUCACGUUUCUGAGUGUGGCGCUGUUUGCCUUCGUUAUCGCUACGAUUGCCCUGGCCAGUGAGAACAAUAGUAACGCGAACGCUCUCGGCGAGUGUGAAAGUCGACUUUGGACUGCUACCUCGGUGACUCCGGGAACCACCACGGUAGUGCCGGCGGAUACGACAACCGUUACCGGUGCACCGACAUCAACGGAUGCAAUAACAACACCGGAAGCAGCAACAACAACAACAACAGUAAUACCAGAUACAACACAAGCACCAUAAUAUUUCAGUAUCUUACACUCAUUUUUUGGGUAUCUCUACACUGCCCAUGAUCGCAUAUUUGUCCCGUUUUCUAUGGGAUUUCCUAUCAUUAUGGGACUGAUUUACGAUCAUGGUCAGAACACUACAUGCCAAAAUAAAUCCUAGUUGAGCGGAGUG